AUGAUGUUCUAUCUGAACACUAACAUGGCAAUAGCAUUGGUCCCAUUACUGGCAACUUUAGUGGAAUCAUCGGAAGAAGUGAAUCAUCACAUGCUGCAAUGUCUACAUGCCACUGCAAUGAGGCACUUCACACCAAUGAGUGACAUAAUGGUUGCAUCUGACAAUACUUGGUUUUCAGAGAAACAUGGGACAGUAGUAAAGAAAAGUGCACAAAUAACUAUGCCUUAUUUGGAAACUGACUUUUGGAAGGAACUUCUACAAGACUUGCAUGAAACUGAAAUAUGGUCUUUAUCGCUUCAUUUACAAAAUAAAUCAGGCAAAAAGGAGGUAUUACCAAGGAAACAUGGGAACUACAUUAUAAUAUCACCAUAUCAUGAUCAUGAAGCUGUAGUCACAGACAUAUCACACCAGAUAAAGAAACUCAGUAACAGCUGGGAUUGGAAUCCAAGGGCUAAAUUUGCAGUACUUCUACAAAGAAUACAUAUGCAAGAAAAUUCAACGCAACAGCUAGCUGCAGAUAUUUUUGCAGACUUGUGGCUAAGCAGAGUCGUGAAUGCGGUGGUUAUGGUUCCCACUCCGAACAAGCACAGUAAUGCAAUGGGCACUGCUCCUGCACUACAGAUGUAUACAUGGUUCCCGUAUCAACCACCUGGUCACUGUGCAGAUGUUAGAGAUGCUGUUCUUCUGGAUCAAUGGGUUGUUGACAGUAAAGGUAAUGGAAAAUUUCAUUAUAACAUACCACUCUUUCCAAAUAAAAUCCCCACGAAUUUUCAUGGUUGCCCUGUAACAGUUUCUGUUUUUGAGUUUGAACCUUCUGUGAUGAAAGAAUCUUCAGCAAGCACCACAUUUGAUGAGGGAACAGGAAUAAGACUGCUGCACGAGAUCGUUCGCAAGGGAAAUAUGUCUGCUGUUUACCUCGAACCAUCACAUGCUGAGCAUUGGGGUUUGCCUUAUGGCAAUGGAUCAUGGUCAGGAGGAUUAGGUCAGGUCAUAGGGGGUCAAGCAGACCUUCUGGCAGCCUAUUCUUAUUAUAGAUGUCAUAUAAUAAACGAAAUAGAAUGUUCGAUUCCUUACUUCAUUGACCAAAUUAGGUGGUACAUUCCUUGUGCCAUGCCUUACCCCCGGUGGAUGAGCCUCACCAGGGUGUUCUCCCCAUCCCUCUGGCUGUCAUUUUUGGCAGUCUACAUUGUUUUCGCCCUCCUCAUGUGGCAGGCUGUGACGGUAAGCAAUCGAUUCUCCUUACAGUCAACAAACAACCAUGCCUAUACCAGUUUAAUCAAGUGCCUCUUCAAUUUCUGGGCAGUCAUCUUGGAGCAGUCUAUUUCAAACAACCCCCCACGCAUAGCUGCCAUCAGAGUUGUAUUGCUUGUGUGGGUGCUGUUCUGUAUGUCAAUGAACACUGUCUACCAAACGUACCUAACAAGCUUCUUGGUAGAUCCCGGUCUUCAACACCAGCUAUCCUCUGCUGACGAAGUCUUCAACUCUGGCAUGGAAUUUGGUUUUCCAUUCCGCUGGAAACCAUUCCUAACAGACCUGUCUGGUGAUCGUUACCGUCAUACACACAACUGCAAAAGCUUUAGGGAAUGCCUCAACAGAACUUCCUUUACGCAUAAUUUUGCCUUCAUGGGCUCUGCUAUUGCUACAGACUACAUGAUUGCUGCUGAAUUCACUAGCAGUGAUGGGAAGCCACUGGUAUGUUCAUUUGAUCAGAUCUUCACAAUCCAGUUGGCACUCAUGACAGUUACAAAGGGCUUCAUCUUUCUGGAUUAUUUAAAUCGCAUUGUUUCACAACUGAUGGACGCUGGUGUCAUUGAGCACUGGUCAGACAAUAUCAAAUUUACUGCAAUUCUAGCUUCUGCCACAGAAAUGGACUUGCUGGCUGGUGAAUACACUCAACUGACCUUGCUACACAUUCAGUCGGCCUUCUACUUUCUGUUCUUAGGAUAUACAGUCGCAACUAUUGCUUUCCUUCUAGAGCUUACCAGGUACGUCAAGCAACUGGUAUGUACGCCUAAACGCAAAUGAUGUUGGUUCACCGAUAUAGCCCACAUACAAACUACUGCACCUCAUCUAAUGCAACUAGAAAAUUAACUGUCAACACAUACCAAAGCAAGAUCUAUAAAGCACACCAUCAAUCUCAACUCUGCAUCAGAAACUUAAUACCAAUAACUAACAUACUGCUUCACAUACCACCAAUGAAGUGAGGGCAAUUAUGACUAAUGAAAGGGUAAAGAUAGAUAAAGCACUUGAGCCUAUUACAGCAAGUUAUUUUAGUACUUAUGUCCACAACAGAAUAAAACCGUGAAAAUUCUCAGAACAGUUACUUUAAUGGCCAGCAUAUAAAAUAGCUACCUCAUAGAUAAGAGGCAAAUAUAUUACCACUGAAAUAAACUAUUCAGUGGAUCACUAAUUUGUUUUACAAGAUAUGAUUUUAAAAAUCUUGCAAAUCCAAAAGGGCUUUCCGUAUAGCAUUAAAAAUGAGAUUAAAUCUAAAAGUAGUUUGUAAACUUCAGCAUAUGUCUGCAUGCUCUGUAAGACAACUCACUGGUAACAAUGGACAGAUAACAAUGUGGAUUCACACACUAAGUUUUCUUAAUCAUAAUGCAGCCUACCAAUGUUUGUUGCAAAGAUGGCAUAAAAAGAAGUAACUGUGUACCUCUCACAUUUUUAUAGAAAUGAACUUGCUAUCUUUAACAUCCUUGCCAUCUCUAUGUAAGGCCAAAUAGCAUAUUGGACUAAAAAUUUCAAGCUUCCAGCAUGGCAACUGAGUAGAUCACGAACAUGGUUGCGCCAGGGAAGAACGUGACGCCAAUUUUAUUGUCUCACUGCUGUCCAGGCACUUCUUUUAAGCAACUGAUUUGAGACAUGUUAUAGCUCAUGCAAGUUUUGAAAUUUUCACUGGUGACUGUCAGAUUGUCUGGCUCAGUCUGUUGAUAUAAAAGUUUGAGACACUCUGUACCUCCAUUUUUAAGUUCAACCCCGAAGAUGGAUCCACCAUGUUAAAUUUCUCAUCUUUGAAAUGGAAGCAACAGUUU
Messenger RNA from Cryptotermes secundus, 3035 nucleotides. RefSeq lists its product as uncharacterized. The record is from RefSeq and is a predicted model, not a curated record. Lineage: Eukaryota; Metazoa; Arthropoda; Insecta; Blattodea; Kalotermitidae. Gene Ontology annotation, molecular function: ligand-gated monoatomic ion channel activity. The coding region runs from base 1 to 2025 and encodes 674 amino acids. The transcript has a single exon. Gene Ontology annotation, cellular component: membrane.